UUCACCCCCACCGGGCUACAGCGAGGAGCGGAGGACACCAGCAAGUUGAGACGCUACUGUGGUUUGUAUCAGUCCAACUCUGAAGUGACUAAGAUGUAUCGCUGGUCGGGUGUCGCGGUGGUGAUGGUGGUGGUGGUGGUUGCGGUGGCGGUGCUCCCAGGAAAAGUGUCAGGAGAGCAGAACCCAGAGGAGCAGCAGUUCCCAAGGGCCUCAGCUUGGCGUCAGCGGCCUUCCUCCUCUUCCUCCUCCUCCUCCUCCUCCUCCUCCUCCUCCUCAGCAAACAACCCAUCCUAUGAUCUAAGUCAGGCGUACAAUGCUAUGGCAGCUAAUCGUAUGGGCAGCAGCAGUUUCGCCAGCAGCAAGAGUAACUUCGGUAGUGGAAGUGGUGGUGGCGGUGGUGGCUACGAGCAAACAAACAUGGGAGGAAGCCCUAGUAAUUACUACGAAUCCUACACCGCCCAGUCGGACUACGGAAGCUACCCGAGCGAGAGUGGCUAUGGGUUGUCUUGCGCCUCUGGUUACGUGAACGCGUCCGCCGUGGCUCUCCUCGCCUUCCUCUUCCUCCUCAACAUUGUGCAGGACGUGGUGCAGCAGAUCACGAGCGAGAGGAAGCGACGCAGCGUGGAGGAGGACGAGCAGGAGGACGUGUUUGCCUUCGUCAGUAACGGAGGUCUGGCGGCCAUGAAGGAGGGGUUGCCUCAGGUCGUCCUCCCUCUCAUGAUCGAUCUCCUGGACGCCACGGAAGGUCCCCACGAUUGUCUCCAGAGGCCGCUGUGUGAGGCCAACGCUGAGUUAUCCACUCGCUUCGGCGUGGCGGGCCGUGUGGUGGGCUCCCUUCUCUCCAACGUGGUGAGCAAGGCUUUCUCCGGCGACCACAACCCAAAGUUCCAUCUUGGCUUGCAGGCCGCCUCGGCGGGCCGCAGCGGCCACGACUGCUCCACAAAGUUCAAGAAGUGCUCCCCGGGACACAAAUACUCCCAGGAGGCCAAUACCAAUGCCAGCCGUCAGCAGGAGUCCGGCAGCAGGCCACUUGAUAACAUCUUGUCGAAGCGCCUAGAGCAGGGACGCGCGGCAUGACAUUCAGGGGCAUUUUAGUGUGGUGUUGGGGCAUUAUUGCGUUACGUCAUGUUCCUCCAGAUAUGGAAGAUUAUAAAAUUAUGUCCAAGUGACACCUCGGUAGAGGAGUUUCAGUAAGAUAAUGACAAGUAAAUCAACCAGAAAAUUAUCAAACUAAGUGAUAUGGAGGAGAACAUAAACAUGAAAUCCGGUGAUUCUACAGCUUUGAAUUAACACACACACACACACACACACACACACACACACACACAAAGGAAUUCACAAAUUAAAGGGUGAGAACUAACCCCCCACUAUUUUUUUUAUUAUUCAAGAUAGUUCAAACUAACAUUUCAGCACAAAUAUUCACAAGCUGUACACUUGCAUUCAUUAUUUGUUUAUCUAUUCAUUGGUCUAUUGAUUUUUUUAUGUGUAUUUAUUCAUCUAUUUAAUUAAUGUACAACAUCAACAUAGGCAUCAUUCAUCUAUUUCAGUAUUAUGAAAUUACUUGCUCGUAAACCAUUAUCCUCUCUCUCUCUCUCUCUCUCUCUCUCUCUCUCUCUCUCUCUCUCUCUCUCUCUCUCUCUCUCUCUCUCUCAUUUUCCACCUAAAUAAACACCCAACUAAAAUCUUUCUGACAGUCUACGUCAGAAAACUUAGUGACUUCGACAGCGAUGAACAGAAUACUUUAUUUUCCGGGAAAUUAUUAUCAUCAUCCUGUCACUGGAAUAAAAUCAAGAUGUGGAAUACAACGGCGAACAAGCUGUUAACAUGUACUGAGCGUUUUUCUUCUUUCUCUUUCAUCUCUCUCUCUCUCUCUCUCUCUCUCUCUCUCUCUCUCUCUCUCUCUCUCUCUCUCUC
Molecule: messenger RNA, 1914 nt
Organism: Portunus trituberculatus (swimming crab)
Lineage: Eukaryota; Metazoa; Arthropoda; Malacostraca; Decapoda; Portunidae
Exons: 7
Coding region: 94-1077 (327 amino acids)
Source: RefSeq, a predicted model, not a curated record